Messenger RNA from Brassica oleracea var. oleracea, 3018 nucleotides. RefSeq lists its product as uncharacterized. NCBI's taxonomy places the organism in Eukaryota, Viridiplantae, Streptophyta, Magnoliopsida, Brassicales, Brassicaceae. Bases 1 to 3018 code for a protein of 1005 amino acids. The transcript has 3 exons. Gene Ontology annotation, molecular function: DNA helicase activity. Gene Ontology annotation, biological process: DNA repair; telomere maintenance. The record is from RefSeq and is a predicted model, not a curated record.
AUGGGUCAAACUUCAACAGAAGGUAGUCUUGAUGAGACAACAUUGGAACGGCUUAUCGAGAUGAUUGACGAGAAUAACUGUUUGGCUAAGGUUUUUCGACGAGCGCGUGACCACUACGAAACUGUUGGAGAAGAAUUUGCUGUUAAAUUGAUCCCAGAUAAGGGUAAAGGGAAAGAAUACGAUCUCCCGGGUACGAGUGAGGUGGCAGGUCUUAUCGUAGGGGAUAUGUCAUCAACAAUCGGAGAACGAGAUAUAGUGGUCCAAUUCCAAACUGACACUUUGCAGCAGCUACGUGAUGAUCACCCUUUAUACAUGAGCCUCCAAUACCCUCUUUUGUUUCCAUAUGGUGAGUAUGGUUUCCAUCCCGAGAUCCUACUACAUCUUGAGACAGGAACUUCCAGAACAAGGCAAUUCCUAACCAUACGCGAAUUCUACGCAGCUCAAAUUCAGACACGUCUUAACCAAGGAAUGACUUUAAUAAAGAGCGGUCGUCUACUCCAUCAAUAUAUAGUUGACAUUUAUACGGAAAUUGAGGAGGAUCGGUUAAGGUGGGCGAGGAACAACCAGGAUGUCCUGAGGGCAGAACUCUACAAUAAUGUCCUUGAUGCUGUAUCCAGAGGCGAUACCAAUGCCAAAAUUAUUGGUCAAAGGUUUAUACUUCCACCAAGUUUCACCGGUGGCCCUCGGUACUUAGUUGAGAAAUACCAUGACGCAAUGGCUAUUUGCAGAGAAUAUGGUAAUCCAGAUUUGUUUGUCACAAUUACUGCCAAUCUUAACUGGAGUGAGAUUAAAGAACAUCUUGCCAGAUACGGUGGAGAAUCUCCUAAUGAUAGACCAGACAUUGAAUGUCGAGUCUUUAAAAUGAAGUUGGAUCAGCUGCUCAAGGAUUUCAAAAAAGGAAUUUUCUUCAAACCAUAUACAGCAGCAGUUCACCGGAUAGAGUUUCAAAAAGGGGGUCCCCCCCAUGCACAUAUAUUAUUGUGGUUUGGAAACUCUUCCAGAACGCCAAGCGCGGAUGAAGUAGAUGCGAUCAUAUCAGCCGAGCUCCCAGACAAAGAAAAGGAUCCAGAGGCUUAUGCUUUAGUCACAAAACACAUGAUCCAUGGUCCAUGUGGUGUCAUGAAUCCGAAGUCACCAUGUAUGGAUAAAAAUGUAUGCAUGAAAAAGUUUCCUCGGCCGUAUAAUGACAACACUUCGGUUGACAAGUCGGGAUAUAUAUUGUAUCGUCGGCACCGGAACGAAAAUGCGACUGUGGUAAAGAAUGGAUCAACCUUGGACAACAAUUUUGUCGUACCUCAUAACAUCGAUCUCCUAAAGAAGUACGAGGCUCAUAUUAAUGUUGAAUGGUGUAAUCGUACAAGUGCGGUCAAGUACUUAUUCAAAUACAUUACCAAGGGUGUUGACAGAGCAACAACUGUCAUUAAAAAAGGAAAUACGGCCAGUACAUCUGACGCAACAGCCUCUGGCGGAUCGAAAGAGGGGGUCAUCAAACACCGAAAUGAAAUCCAAGAAUACAUAGAUGCUCGAUAUCUAUCAGCUUGUGAGUCUAUGUGGCGAACGUCUGCAUUAUACAUACACAAGAGAAAACAAUCAGUCGAGAAGCUUAUCAUUCACUUAGAAGGCGAACAUAAUAUAUCAGUUAAAGAAACUGAUAACCUCGGCCGUGUAAUCCGCAAGCCAGUCUGGUCUGAGCGUAAGAGAGGCAGAGCCAUAGGAAGAAUUGUAGCUGUUCAUCCAUCAGCAGGUGAUCGUUACUAUCUAAGGAUCCUCAUAAAUAAGAUAAAGGGUCCUAGAAGCUAUGACGAGCUCAAAACAUACAACGAUGUGAAAUAUCCUGACUUCAAAUCAGUUUCCUACGCACGCAGAUAUUUGGACAACGAUGUCGAGUGGCUCGAGAGUAUGAGAGGUUUGUGGAACCAAGAACUGGAUUACGAUGUUGCUGAGGAAACUCUAAGACAUGACAUGCAAUUCAACAAACUUAAUCCUGAUCAACGUGCGAUUUACGAAGCGGUCUUAGACUCUGUUGAUAAAAAGGAUGGAAAGCUAUUCUUUGUAUAUGGCGCAGGAGGCACAGGGAAAACAUUCCUAUACCAAACCAUUAUAUCAAGGAUUCGUUCAAGGAAACAUAUAGUUUUGCCAGUUGCCUCUUCAGGAAUAGCCGCACUAUUGUUACCUAAUGGUAGAACCGCGCAUUCACGCUUCAAUAUCCCUUUAAAGCUCAGUGAAGAUAAGCUCUGCAACAUCAAACCUGGAACAAUACUGGCUGAGCUAAUCGAGAAAACAAAUCUUAUAAUUUGGGACGAAGCACCUAUGACGCAUAAGCAUGCUUUUGAGGCACUGGACAAGACGUUGAGAGACAUAAUGUCAAAAAGAAACCCUUUUACAAAAGAGCAGACUUUUGGCGGUAAGACAGUUUUGUUAGGGGGUGAUUUCAGACAGAUUCUACCUGUGGUUCCACAAGGCAACAGAGCUGAUACUGUCUUGGCAUCGAUAAGUCACUCAUACCUAUGGGGUAGCUGUCACAAAUUCUCUUUAAAAAUAAAUAUGCGAGUCAAUCAGGACGAAAAUGAGUUCUCCGAUUGGCUUCUGCAGGUCGGGGAAGGUCAUCCACACCUAGAAUCGGGGUAUGAGUGUGACAACCACCAUGAACAGAUGAUAGCAGUUGAUAAAUCGUUGAUUCGUGUGAGUGGUGAUGAUUCACUAAAAGAAGUUGUGGAUGCCGCAUAUGGAGACAUCAGCAAGAUGACUAAUCCGCAGACAUCCUACACUGAUAAGGCUAUACUCACACCCCGUAAUGAAACCAUCGAUGAAAUUAACGCCUAUACCAUCUUGCAAACCGACGGGGUUUCAAGAGAUUAUUUUAACUCCGACAGCUUUGAGAUAUCAGACACUCGAUCCAAACAUAAUGAAACAUUAUACUCUAUCGAGUAUCUCAAUUCAUUGGAAUUCUCAGGAUUACCCUCACAAGCUCACUCUGAAAGUUGGUGCCCCGGUUAUGCUUCUACGAAACAUAAAUAA